AUGGCAGAACAGCACGGAGCGCCGGAGCAGGCAGCAGCUGGCAAAAGCCACGGAGGCCUUGGGGACAGCUACAAGGUGGUCGUGUAUGAACUAGAGAACUUCCAGGGUAAGCGAUGCGAGCUCACAGCUGAGUGCCCCAACCUGACUGACAGCCUAUUGGAGAAGGUGGGCUCCAUCCAAGUGGAGUCUGGGCCGUGGCUGGCGUUCGAGCGCAGGGCCUUCCGUGGGGAGCAGUUUGUUCUAGAGAAAGGGGAUUAUCCUCGCUGGGAUGCCUGGUCCAACAGCCACCACAGUGACAGCCUUCUUUCCCUCAGGCCUCUGCACAUUGAUGGUCCAGAUCACAAGCUGCAUUUGUUUGAGAACCCAGCGUUCAGUGGCCGCAAGAUGGAGAUAGUGGAUGAUGACGUGCCCAGCCUGUGGGCUCAUGGCUUCCAGGACCGAGUGGCGAGCAUCCGUGCCAUCAAUGGGACGUGGGUUGGCUAUGAAUUCCCCGGCUACCGCGGGCGCCAGUACGUGUUUGAGAAGGGCGAGUACCGCCACUGGAAUGAGUGGGACGCCAACCAGCCGCAGCUGCAGUCAGUGCGCCGCAUCCGCGACCAGAAGUGGCACAAACGCGGCUGCUUCCUCAGCAGCUGA
Messenger RNA from Cynocephalus volans (Philippine flying lemur), 636 nucleotides. RefSeq names its product crystallin beta B3 (gene CRYBB3). Gene Ontology annotation, molecular function: structural constituent of eye lens. Gene Ontology annotation, biological process: lens development in camera-type eye; visual perception. The transcript has 5 exons. The coding region runs from base 1 to 636 and encodes 211 amino acids. NCBI's taxonomy places the organism in Eukaryota, Metazoa, Chordata, Mammalia, Dermoptera, Cynocephalidae. The record is from RefSeq and is a predicted model, not a curated record.